Messenger RNA from Ostertagia ostertagi, 852 nucleotides. Lineage: Eukaryota; Metazoa; Nematoda; Chromadorea; Rhabditida; Trichostrongylidae. The record is from the annotation of a GenBank genome assembly.
AUGAACUUGAACCAAGUAAUUCGUGAUCACUUCGCUCGCGGUGCCGUCGAACACAACUACUCGUCUUCGUUUCUAUUCGAACUGUUUCAUAGAGCAGAGGUUUCUCUGGAGCGCCAACCUUCCUUACUCGAAAUUUCUGCUCCAAUUGUAAUUGUCGGUGACAUACAUGGACAAUAUGGCGAUUUACUUUCUAUAUUCGAGGUGGAUGGCCGUUUGAAACCCGUUAUCUCUUCCUUGGAGACUACGAAUUCUCUGGAAGUCUUAGUUCUAGUGCUUGCUCUACAGAUACAGUUUCCUCGCCAAAUAUUUCUCUUACGCGGCAAUCAUGAAAUCAAAUCCGUCAACAGAACAUAUGGAUUCUAUGCCGAUUUACGGAUGCGCUACUCGGAAGGAAAUGAAUGUGACAAUCUUCUUGAUGCUGCCGCCAGAGUUUACUCGCAGCUUCCUCUUGCGGCAUUGCUUUGUGAGAAAAUUCUUUGCUUACAUGGAGGACUUUCUCCAAAAUUACAAACAAUUGAUGAUAUUCGAAAGAUUAAAAGGCAUGUUUCUGUCAUUCUGAAUGCAAGUUUUAGAGGCACAGUAGAGCCUUCCGGCCUUGUUGAGGAUCUCCUGUGGGCUGAUCCUUCUCCAACGUGCACUGGAUUUAGAAGUAAUGUAGAUCGCGGUUGUUCUUACGUAUUUGGAAGUGACGUGGUGGCUGAUCGUUGUCAAAAAAUGGGCAUUCUCAUGAUAGUUCGUGGACAUCAGGCAGUGGAUGAAGGAUUUGAGAUCUCCCCUGAUCGAAAAGUAAUUACGUUAUUCAGUGCUCCAGGUUAUCAAGAUCAUUACAUUAACAAAGGAGCUGUAAUGAUU